AUGUCGAGUCAGGAAAAGCAAGAACAGCCUAAAAGAGGAUUUAUCGGCUGGGCCAAAAAGGUAAUCAACGUGAUACUUGCCCAGUAUCUUGUCAUCGGGUUUGCCACUGCCUGCGUAUUAGGAUACUUCUUCCCGUCUGUCGCUCGACAUGGAGGCGCCAUCCGGUCCGAGUAUAGCGUCCUCUAUGGCGCUGUCGCGUUUAUCUUCCUUGUCAGUGGAUUACAGCUCUCGCCUGAGAAGUUGCGCAAGAACGUGACGAACUGGAGAUUGCAUGUUCUGGUUCAUGGGAUCAGUUUUGCAGUUAUCCCAGCUAUCGUCCUGGCUAUCGUUCACAUCUCCAUUGCUGCUGGAGCUCUUGAGUCGAAAACUCCUUCACCGCCAAUUCUCAUUGGUCUUCUCACUACAGCCUGUCUCCCAACAACCAUUGCCUCGAAUGUUGUCAUGACACGAGCUUCAGGUGGAGAUGAGGCCGCAGCUAUCAUCUCGGUCGUGAUCGGCAAUGUGGCAGGAUCAUUCCUCUCUCCGCUCCUCAUCUACGGCUUCUUUCCAACUGGCCACCCUGAGGUGUUUGAUAACUGGCGCCCUGCUGAUCCAUCUACCCUGGGAUACAUGUAUGCGGAUGUCGCUAAACAACUUUGUCUCAGCGUCUUAUUACCUCUCAUUGUCGGCCAGGCUAUAAGGUGGAAGUGGGAAGAGCGCACAGUGAAAGUUCUAAACACUCUCAAACUAGCCAAAGUUUCAACAAUAUGCCUCGUUCUGCUUGUCUGGACAACGUUCUCUGGGGCCUUUGGUACCGGUGCGUUACAGGACUUGUCGACCAGCAACGUCCUCUUCCUUGUCUUUAUGAACGUUGCGUUGUAUGCUCUCUUUACCAUCAUCUGCUUUGUCCUCGCGAGACCUCCUCAGAGAUUGAUCAGAAUGGUUUCUUCGUCUUGGCUGAAGAUUUUGUUCCAGCAUACCAGUGUUGUUAUACACCAUUGA
Messenger RNA from Fusarium graminearum PH-1, 981 nucleotides. RefSeq lists its product as uncharacterized. Gene Ontology annotation, cellular component: plasma membrane. NCBI's taxonomy places the organism in Eukaryota, Fungi, Ascomycota, Sordariomycetes, Hypocreales, Nectriaceae. The transcript has 4 exons. Bases 1 to 981 code for a protein of 326 amino acids. The record is from RefSeq and is a predicted model, not a curated record.